Molecule: messenger RNA, 1641 nt
Organism: Brassica napus (rape)
Lineage: Eukaryota; Viridiplantae; Streptophyta; Magnoliopsida; Brassicales; Brassicaceae
Exons: 4
Coding region: 1-1641 (546 amino acids)
Source: RefSeq, a predicted model, not a curated record
AUGGCUCAAGACGACGCCGCCUUCGGCGCUCCGGGCGUGGAACCGACACCCACACCUGCGGCCGCGCAGCCCAUCACCUCAGAUUUCAUGAGCUCCGUCAUGGCUCGACUCGCUCGCCAAGACGAAACGAGCCGUCCCCAGCAAAUACGCCGCCGUCUCUUCAACACAAACCCUACGGCAACCGGAGUCGACCACAUCUCCGAUGACUCGGAGCCUAACGAAACCCUUCUCGCAGACGCUCCCCCAGCAGGUUCAGAUCUCGCCACAAUACACGAGAUCACAGCGCUCAAACUCAGCCUUCAACAGAUGAGCGAGAAGAUCCAUCAAGUAACCAGCGCGGCUCCACAAAUCGAGAGUGUACUCGCCGUAACUUCGCGUACUCCUUUUACUCGCGCGCUAACUAGCGUGCAACUCGGAAAGAUAGAGAAGCUGCACCUACCUGAGUAUAAGCCCGGCGGAGACCCGGUAGAACAUAUGACAGCCUUCAAUAUCGCGAUGGCGCGAGCUCAACUCCCUGACGAUGAAAGGGAUGCAGGUUACUGCCAACUGUUCGUUGAGACUUUCCACGAGCAAACCCUGAAUUGGUUCUCCCAGUUGGAGGAGAACUCGAUCGGAUGUUUCCGCGACUUAUCAGCAGCCUUUCUCAAGACAUACAUCAUGUUCACAAAGCGCAGCGCCACCGCCUCCAGCUUAUGGAACCUCAAUCAGAAGAAAGACCAGAGCCUGCGUGAGUACAUGGAGAAAUUCAAAGCCGUGGUUUCAAAGAUUGAAAUCCCUGAUGGGAUCGCCAUCGACGCUCUGCGCAAUACCUUAUGGGUUCACUCUAAGUUCCGAGAAGACCUAUAUCAGAACCCGACUACGUCGCUCCAAGACGCUAUCGCGCGCUCCGAUAACUUCAUCCGAAUGGAAGAAGACACCAAUGCAAUUCUCAGAAAGAUGAGCACGCCCAAGGCUCCAGCGGCUAAAAACGCAAAUACUUCGCGGAGAAGGGUGGAACAAGUGGCGGGAGCCGGGUCAGCAGCGGGGCCUUCCAGGACCGUCGAUCUCACCAAGCAUUGCAAAUAUCACGACGUCAAGGGACAUGAUACCACAGAAUGCAAAUCACUCUACGCUCAUUAUCUCUCGUCCCUUGCGAGCGGCGAAUUUAAGUUUGAACCUUUGAAACCUAAACCAAAGAACGGCAAGAGCUGGAGCAAGAACAAGGAAAGAAGAGCCCAGCGCAAAGCCACCGGCAAAGGCCGACAAAACGACGUUCAACGACGAGACGACGAGGAAGAAACCCCGAAGGAUAACGGUGAGGGAGACUCCUCAGCCGACGAAGAGCAUUCAGCUAACCGCAGACGCAUCGAGGUUAUACUCUCUCAGCAAUCUUUGUCGUCUGACGACGAUUACGAAGAUGCGCCUGUACUCGGAGAUCUGAGAGAUGUCCUGAAACGGAAGUUCGAGUCCGAGAAUGAUAACAGUCCCAAGCACAUCGAUCUCCGGACGAUGCUGGACACACGGAAGUCUCGACGUAUCUCGACAAGCGGCGCUAACAGCAACAAAGGGCCAACUAGCGACCUCCGAGAUAAACUCAACGCUGGCGUAUGCGACCUUCGCAUACAGCUCAACCGUUCAAAGCCAACGGACUUGCGACGAUAG